CUGACUUCCCAACUCCUCCUCCUGAGUCCCAACCUCCUCCUUCUGACUCCCCACCUCCUGCCUCUCCCCUGCUUCUCCCCUCCGCCCUGCUCCUCCCCAUCAUGGAGGAGGUUCUCCGGCGGCUCCGGACCGACGCGUCGGGCCACCGACACAAAGCGCUGCGCGACGCGUGCGACUUGGCCCGCGGUGUGCUGGACCCUCACCACGGACCAUCAAACAGGUCUCAGCUACGCCGGGUCUGUCUGCUCCCCCUCCGCUUGGCCCUGGAGUCCAGAAACACCAAACUGGGACAGACGGCGCUCUGUGGACUACAGAGGGUGCUGUGUGAGGAGCGUCUGGUGGGGGAGGGGGGGGAGGGGGGGGAGGAGCUGCUGCAGCAGAUGUUGGAGGUCGUCCGCGGAACCCCGUCACUCCACGAAGACCUGCAGGUGGAGGUCAUGAAGGUUCUGCUGUGCAUCACCUACUCUGCGCCCUUUGACCUCAGCGGAGCCGCCAUCUUGAAGAUUGCUGAGUUGUGCGUGAGGACCUUUGUGUCCAGUGGUCAUCAGAAGAGUGUCAACACGGCAGUGAGAGCAACGCUGAGCCAGAUACUGGGAGACCUGGCAUUACACACACACACACAGGAAUCAGACGGUGAUGAUGUCAUCAUUCCACCACAGCAGAGAAAAGCCUUGUCUCCUAGCGACCAGCGGCGGUAUGCAGACCUCGUCUCUGUGCUCUCGUCGUUCUGCGAGCGGCUGGAGGCCGUCCACAGUGAUAAUCAGCUCCUCCAGCUGCUCUACCUGGAGUCCAUCCUCUCCAUGCUGAGCAGCUCCCCACCCACAAUUCACCUCUCCAGAGGAUUCACUGACCUCAUGUGGAAGCAGCUGUGUCCCACCCUGGUCGUGCUCAUGGGAAACCCAGACAAAACCAUCACUUCACACCACGGCCACACGGGGGCGCCAGACGGCCUCAGACCGGCUCCAGGUGUGGGUCCGGAGGGCCGGGGGUCGGGCUGCUCCUCCUCCCCCCCCUCCAGGAGCCCUGCGGUGGUGCGGACCGUGUGCUACCUGGCGGCCGAGCUGGUCCGCCUGCUGGGGGGCGAGGAGGCCAUGAGGCCCGUGCUGCAGGCCCUGUUCCACCGCCUCCUGCUGUACCCGCCCCCUCAGCACCGCGCCCACGCCAUCCACGUCAUGAAGGAGAUCCUGGGCUGUCCCCAGCGUGUGUUCGACCUCGCUGGUCCCUGCUGCUCCGUGGAGCCUGACAGGAAGCGGGGGUUCAGCAACAGGAAGUCCCACCUGGACCUGGACCUGGACCUGGACCUGGACCUGGAACUGGACCUGGACCUGGACCUGGACCUGCUCCGGCUGUUGAUGGACGGAGUGAGGGAGGCGUGUGUUAACGGAGGCGUGGAAGCGUGUUACUCCUCUGUCGCCUGCUCCUGCUCCCUCCUCCACUCUCUGCACCUCCUCUCCCAGGGCCAGGGGCUCCAACCUGACCAGGUGCGUCUGAUCCUCGGGCGGCUGGAGGAUCUGAAGGAAGGGGCGGAGUCUAAGAGGGAGCUGAUGGAGGCGGACCAGAGGCGGGUUCUAUCUUCUGAGCAUGCUCCGUGGGAGCCCUCGGAGCGCAGCCCUGACGUCAGCAUCAGCAUCACCACGGAAACGGGCCAGACCAGGCUGGAGCUGGAGGGGAUUGAGCUGGGCUGCCCCAGCCCUGAGGAGCCCCGCCUCCCCUCUCCCCUCGCCGGCGGCCGAUUGGAUGAGAGCAGGCGGGAGGGGGAGCCUGCCGGGGGCGGGGCUAGGGAGGCGGGGGGAAGGGUCUGGAGGGUGGUGCCACCUGACGUGGUUCAGCGAGGCCACGCCCUCGUCUACCCUGACAUCACCAACUUCCUGUCUGUGGAGUCCAGGGGGCGAGGUCAUCACGGGGUCAACUCCCGCUACAGCGAGAGCAACUUCAGUGUGGAGGAGCAGGAGGGCUCGAGGUUGGAGAUGGAGUCAUGUGACCAGUACUCCAUGGCAGCAGAGAAGGACUCUGGCCGCUCUGACGUGUCUGACAUGGGCUCAGACAGCGUCUCAUUGGCUGACGACGACCAGGACACGCCCCCCGGGGGCCAGGCCCACCGCACGCUGCGCUCUGCAGCCCUGUCACUCAAACUCCUCCACGACCAGGAGGCGGACCAGCACAGCGCCCGGCUCUUCGUCCAAUCGCUGGCCACCCUGAUGCCCCGCCUCCUGGCCUUAAGAGACCCCUCCCAACUGGACCUCCUCCUGCAGAACUCCUCCUCCUCCUUCUGCUCUGGAUUACAAGCUGGCGGGGUCGGUUCUCCGGGCUUCGAGGGGGGCGACGGUCUGACCUGUCGGUCGCUGAUGAACGCAGACGGUCUGUACCUGGUGUCGUACUACGCUCUGCUGCUCAACCUGAAGCUCUGCUGCUGUGAUCACUACCUCCACCCCUCCACCCUGCCGGCCGCCCUGGGCCAGAAGGAGUUUGUGCAUGCGGUCCAGGCCAGUGGGGUGCUGGUGCUGCUGUCCCCAGUCUGGAUUGAGGAGCUUUACCAGCAGGUUCUGCUGAGGAACCUCCUGGGAGACGCCGGCUACCAGAACCAGCACACCGCCACGCUAGUUAGCAUGCUAACAGACAUCGACGGGUUGGGGAGCAGCGCUAUUGGAGCUCAGAUGAGGAACUCCGGCCAAUCAGCAUCCAGCUGUAACCAGCAGACCAGCAGUGAGGCUGUCCUGGCAGGGCGUGUGUUCUCCCGCUCCGUCCUGGCCGCGGUGUGGGGGUCCCUGAUGGAGGUCCUGUCGGCGUGUCUGACAGGGGCCGGGGGUCGUGGGGUGGUCGGGGGUCGUGGGGGGGUCGGGGGUCAGAGCCAGAGAGAGAGAGACACCAUCUGCCUGAGCCUGGACGGCCUGCGCCAGGCCGCCGCCCUCAGCUGUUCCCUCGGUGUGGCCGCUCAUUGUGAGUCCGCUCUUGCCCAGAUGGCCGCAGCGUCCUGCGUUCAGGAAGACCGAGAGACAGCGGACCCCAACACACCCGUGAGACAGCAGGGCCUCCAUGUGUCUCAUGUCCUCUGUAUGGACGCCGUGCUCAGCGUGGGGCUGGAGAUGAGCAGCCACAACCCAGACUGCUGGACACACCUGCUCAGGGUGAGUGAGUACAUCAGCUCACUGGAACACGUCCACUUCAGUGACGUCUCGUCUCGGCCGUGUCUGACCCCCGUCACCCAGCAGGCCUCCCCCGUCUGCCUGGGGCUGGAUUUGAGCUGUGAGCCCAGGGCAGAGUCAUCUGAGCUGGGCCUGAGCCAGCCGGUCAUCCAGCCCGUGUCCAUCCAGGAGCUGCUGCAGGAGCAGGCCCGGGGGGGCAGGGCCCGGCGGUUGGAGCUAACAGAAGGUAGCAUGCUAACUGGACCUAGCGCAGCCCAAGCCGUCCUCACACUCUCCACCCAGGCGGACAGGCUGUUCGAGGACUGCUCCGCCUCCCUGAAGCUGGAGGCUCUGGUCAGCUUCCUCUGUCAGCUCCGGAGAGCGUCUCAGAGGCAGAUCUUCACCUCCGUCAGCAGCACCACCCACUACACCCUGGCCAUGCCUGGUGAGUCCAGGUGUGGGCUGGACAGAUGUGUUUCCCUCCACCUGGUCCGACUGGGCGAGGCCGCGCUGCGAUUGGCUCGGGACCGGACACGCCCCCUCCUCCAUCUCAUGAGGACCUGGAGCGUGGUGGCGCCCCACCUGGUGGAGGCAGCCUGUCACAGGGAGCGCCAUAUCUCCCAGAAGGCCAUCUGUUUCCUCCACGACCUGCUGAUGGAGGUUCUGAGCAGCUGGGCGGAGCCUCCACACUUCCACUUCAACGAGGCGCUGUUCACCGCCUUCCAGCACGUCCUGCAGCUGGGGCGCUGCGACGAGGACGCCCAGGACCAGGUGGUGUCGUCUCUGGGCCAGCUGGUGGAGGCCUGCUCCCCUCAGAUCCUCUCAGGGUGGAGACCUCUGUUCAGCGCCCUGCGCACCCUACACACACACCAGGCAGAGCGCACACUGGGGGGGCCCCGGGCCCCUGUGCUGGACGUGUUCGAGGCGUUCGUCUCCACGGAGAGCAGCCAGGUGUUCGCCAGCGCCGCCUCAGACUACAUCAUGUGUCUCAUCAGGCUCAUCAAAGGACUGGGAGAGGAGAUAGGGGACUGUGUUCUGAGCCCCCCCUCCAGCUCCACAGACCUCUGCCUCCCGGCCCUCGACUACCUGCACAGGUGCUCCCAGCUCCUGGCUAAGAUCUACCAGAUGGCCACCAAGCCGGUGUUCCUAGGGGCGCGGCCGACUGGCCUGCAGGACCGCCCCCUCAGCAGCGAGGACCGCCCCCCCAGCAGCCAGGACCGCCCCCCCAGCAGCCAGGACCGCCCCCCCAGCAGCCAGGACCGCCCCCUCCACAGCCAGGACCGCCCCCCCAGCAGGGAGGACCGCCCCCCCAGCAGGGACGACGGGCUGGACUCUGUGCUGCAGGAGGUGGACGACGGAACAGGUUUGAUCCAGGUGUGGAUCCUGUUAUUGGAACAGCUGACUGCAGCCGUGUCCAACUGUCCUCGACAACACCAGGCCCCCACUCUGCAACUCCUCUUCACCCUCCUGAGGGAACUCACCUGUGUACCAGGUCCGGGCUUCGCGGUCUUGGCCGUGGUACAGCUGCUGCUUCCUGUGAUGACGCUGUGGCUGCAGCGUAGCCAUGGCGACCACACCUACUGGGACGCGGCCGGUGGCAACUUCAAACACGCCAUCGGCCUAUCAUGCGAGCUGGUGGUGGAUCACCUGACCAGCCUCAGCCAAUCAGGCCAUGAGUCUCUGAUGAACGUCAUGCUGAAGGACCUGCUGACCCUGCUGGUCUCCUGCGUCUCCGAGCCUGCAGAGACCAUCUCACGGGUGGGCUGCUCCUGCAUCAGGUACGUGGUGGUGAGUGGCGCUCCGAUCUUCACCGAGGAGAUGUGGAGGCUGGCAUGUUGCGCCCUGCAAGACGCCUUCUCAGUCACACUUGAGCCUGUCAAGAAGCUGCUGCUGUGCUUCAGGACGGACGGCGCCUCCGGAGACGCCUGCGAUGUGAAGGUCGCCGCGCCGACGCACUCCGCCUCCGCCGAGGCCGAGUACUGGAGGAUCAGAGCCAUGGCCCAGCAGGUGUUUCUGCUGGACUCUCAGUGCUCUCCUAAAACGCCCAAUCACAAGGAGGGCUUUGAGCACGCUCAGUCCUGCGUCCUCAUCAUCGAGCUCCCUGCUGACGGACUCACUCAGAGAAGGGUUCCAUUCAGAGACAUCGUGGUGAGCCUGCUGUCCCACCAGGUCCUCCUCCAGAACCUCCACGACAUCCUCCUGGAGGAGGGGGCUCCCCCCAGGGCCCCUCCUGGGACCCCCGGCUCCCGGCGGCCCGUGGGCUUCCUCCACCACCUCUCCAUGAGCAACCUGGCCACCAUCCUCGACCUGCUGAGGGAGUCCUACAAGACUGCGCGGGACUUUGACGCGCGGCCGGGUCUGAAGUACCUCCUCAUGAAGGUGUCUGGGGUCUGCGGCGCGGCCAACCUCUACCGCCAGUCGGCCAUGAGCUUCAACCUCUACUUCCAGACGCUGCUGUGCGCCCUGCUCAGCCAGGCCGACGGCAUGACCGCGCAACAGGUGAAGAAGAUGGUGUUUGAGGAAGAGGAGGUCACCUCUGAUUCCUCUCAGCCAGGAUCUGAUUCCUCUGAGGAUGAAGACAUCUUUGAAGAGACGGCACAGGUGAGCCCCCCGCGGGGGCGUGUCCGGCGGCCGGCCUGGUCUCCCCCCCGGCCCGCUCCCUCCCCCAGUGAGGGGGCGGGGGGGCCGGAGUGGGCGUGGCUUGUGCGCAGGCUGCAGCGGCUGUGUGUGGAGCUCAGCAGCAGCUACACACACAUCCACCAGGAGCAGGAGGGAGGAGGAGGCGCGGAGACCCGGGGAGGAGUCAUGCUCCUCCCUCUCUUCCCCUCGGAGACCUCCACCCCCACCUCCUGCAGGAGCACGCCCCUAGAGGAGGCGGGGCUUAGGGGACAGGGGGCGGAGCUAACUAGCAGCUCCCCAGGAGAGACCACACCCACUCCCAGCCCAGGAGUCAGCUCGGCGGUUCUCCCCCUGGCUGGGGGGUCGGAGGCCAGGCUCCCUGGGGGGGAAGCGGAGGGGAGGAGGGAGUGGUGGGAGAGUCUGGGGGGUGAACGCAGUCUGAGCCGUCUGCUGCAGGGCUACAAGCUGAGGAGGCAGAGCCAGAGCCAGAGCCAGAGCCACAGCCAGCAGGGCCGGCUCAACCUCUUCAUGGCGGCCCCGGAGCGGCGGGCCCCCCCAGACCCCGCCCCCCUCAGACACUCUAUGAGCGUGGGUUCCGAGGGCCUGAGGCCGGAGAGGUCCCGGUCGGGGUCCACGGCCAGCGGCUCCAGCAGCACCCUGAGGGACCAGCAGGCCCAGACCCAGGCGUGGACCAACAUGGUGCUGGCGGUCCUCAGCCAGGUCCUCCUGCUGGGGGACUCCUCCUUCGUGGCGCUGCAGCCCCUCUUCUACCCCGUCUUCAGCCGGCUGACCGGCCGCGCCCAGGACCCCCACCUCCGCGCCGCGCUGCAGGCCUGGCUGCUGCGCCUGGGGACGCUCUACGACAUCACCCCCUGAUGACAUCACCACCCCGCCUG
Messenger RNA from Gadus chalcogrammus (walleye pollock), 6637 nucleotides. RefSeq names its product ARFGEF family member 3 (gene arfgef3). Gene Ontology annotation, biological process: regulation of ARF protein signal transduction. NCBI's taxonomy places the organism in Eukaryota, Metazoa, Chordata, Actinopteri, Gadiformes, Gadidae. Gene Ontology annotation, molecular function: guanyl-nucleotide exchange factor activity. The transcript has 41 exons. The record is from RefSeq and is a predicted model, not a curated record. The coding region runs from base 102 to 6617 and encodes 2171 amino acids.